UGACGGAGGAAAUGGCGUCCAUGGUCAGGUGCAGCGGGGUUCCUCAGUCACUGGUGUCUCCUCCAGCCCUGCCACGUAACCUCUGACAGGGUGUCCCGGUACCAGGUCCAGCGGGCGCAGAACUAUGUUUGUGGGUGAGACGCUGGUCACGUGUCGGCUGCUGAAGACGGAGCAGGAACACCGGAGGUGUACUUUGGGAGUGUUGCUCAUUCUGUAGACCCUGUGCAGAAGAAUGGCUCAAGAACAGAGGCAAAGCCCGGCGGAAACAUUUGUGGUGUCUGGAUCGAACGGUCAUAAUGGCCAGCAGUGGCAGACCGGUCUGAAUUCCUCGACACAAACUGGACCCGCGGCCACUGCCCUCAUGUCGAGGAUGGCCCGCGUCGCCUCAGAGGGCCAACAUAAGUGUGCGGCGUACGUGCUGGCCCUGAGACCGUGGAGCUUCAGCGCCUCGCUCAUCCCCGUGGCCCUCGGCAGCACCUUGGCCUACAAGCUGGAGGGCUCCGUGGACUUGGUCAUCCUGCUGGUGUGCGCGGUGGCCGUGCUCGUAGUCCACGGGGCAGGAAACCUCGUGAACACCUACUAUGACUUCUCUAAAGGAAUUGAUCACAAGAAAAGUGACGAUAGGACUCUUGUGGAUGAAAUCUUGGCGCCGCAGGAUGUUGUCAUGUUUGGUGCUUUGUUAUACUCUUUGGGGUGCUUGUGUGCCACUUUGCUCUUCUUCUUGUCAACACUAAGGCUGGAGCACUUAGCCCUUAUUUACUUUGGGGGACUUUCCAGCUCCUUUUUAUACACCGGAGGCAUUGGUCUCAAGUACGUGGCGCUGGGAGACGUCGUCAUCCUCAUCACCUUCGGCCCUCUCGCGGUCAUGUUUGCCCACGCCGUGCAGGUGGGCUACCUGUCGGUGCUGCCUCUGGUGUACGCCGUGCCGCUGGCUCUCAACACGGAGGCCAUCCUCCACAGCAACAACACCAGAGACAUGGACUCGGAUAAGCAGGCCGGCAUCGUCACCCUGGCCAUCCUCAUAGGCCCGACGCUGUCUUACUGCCUCUACAACCUCCUCCUCUUCGUCCCCUACGUGCUCUUCUGCAUCCUGGCUACCCGGUACACCAUCAGCAUGGCGCUGCCGCUGCUCACUCUGCCCAUCGCCUUCCCCCUGGAAAAGCAGUUUAGGAGUCGAUGCUACGCCAAGAUCCCCCAGAAAACAGCCAAGCUCAACCUCCUCAUGGGACUUUUCUACGUCUUCGGGAUCAUUUUGGCUCCUCCUGGUAGCUUGCCAUUACUGUGAUUGAUUAGAUUUGCUAUUUUGAAAGUUUGUUUUACUACAAAUUAGUUUAUGUCCUUCAGUGUAUUUGUACAAGGCUUAUCUGAAGGCUUUUUGCUGGCUUUAAAUUAUUGUUUAAUUUAUGAUCUGAACAGCUUUAGUUUAGUCGCCCCUCUGUUAAUUAAUCAGACCGCUUUCUCUGCAGAAAUAAGCCCUUGAAAAAUGUUUUGGUAAACGCAAGACCUCUCAUUUUGAAGUUGUGGCCGACUUUUUCAUCAUUUGAGGAAAAAUCAUGAACCUUGAUUACAUAUCAGUAGCUUUAAAUGCAUAACGUGGGCUUCUAAAAACAUGUAAUUUGUUAUGUCUAUAUGGUACAAGUAUUUCAAUUUGGUCACUUUUUUUUUGGACAGACAAAGUAUUUAUGUAAUUGUAUUAAAACUCACUGAUGCUUAACUGCCAUGUUUUACUUUUUGGUUGAAGAUGAGAAUAUUUUAUUUGCUGACUGUAAAGCUAAAGAACCACGUUGUUAUAUUUGUGUUUUACACAUAUAAAAAGGUUUCAGAAUUAUUGACUUUAUUUUAUUAAUUGUAGGAUAUUACAAGAUUAUACGGCAUAUUUGAUUAGAUCACCGAGUUACUGAGCAGUUUAGGAUUUAUUACUCUUAUUUCCUUUGAGCUGCAGAACAAUGAGCAACAUAUUUUGUUAUACUGGUGUCUAAGAGAAGCCUCCAAGCCCAUAUUUAUGACUUAUGAGUUCAGGAUUAUAAAGAAUAGCAUCUAUUGUCUCAAGGCUCAAUGUUUACAGUUAACAAAGCUGGGAAAUACUUUUUAUGCAACAUUUUAACCUGAAACUUGUGUAAUUAAAGGAGUAUUCUCAUGUUUCUUUCAA
Molecule: messenger RNA, 2149 nt
Organism: Cololabis saira (Pacific saury)
Lineage: Eukaryota; Metazoa; Chordata; Actinopteri; Beloniformes; Belonidae
Gene: ubiad1
Product: UbiA prenyltransferase domain containing 1
Exons: 3
Coding region: 233-1285 (350 amino acids)
Biological process (GO): menaquinone biosynthetic process; vitamin K biosynthetic process
Cellular component (GO): endoplasmic reticulum; Golgi membrane
Molecular function (GO): prenyltransferase activity
Source: RefSeq, a predicted model, not a curated record